This is a messenger RNA of Macrosiphum euphorbiae (potato aphid), 1071 nucleotides long. The record is from the annotation of a GenBank genome assembly. NCBI's taxonomy places the organism in Eukaryota, Metazoa, Arthropoda, Insecta, Hemiptera, Aphididae.
AUGCAUAUCGGUGGAUGUUUGGAUUGUCUGGUCAACAAGAAGCCUGGAGGAAAACAACCAGGAGAGUUACACCCUAUUCCCCCUGGAAAAAGACCAUUUGCAGUUGUUCACUUGGAUCAUUUGGGACCUUUUGAAACCAGUUUGAAGGGCAAUAGAUUUUUAUUAGUGUUAAUAGAUAACCUUACCAAAUAUGUAUUGUUGUUUCCAGCAAAAUCCACUCACACUCAAUCAGCUAUUAGAAGUUUACAGAAGUUUGUUGAUCAAUGGGGAUUGCCGGAUCGUUUGAUAACAGAUAGAGGGACAUGCUUUACUUCCAAGGCGUUCCAGGAUUACUGUCAACAUAAUGGGAUCAGGCACACUCUCAACUCGUCUCGACAUCCGCAAGCAAAUGGACAAGUGGAGAGGACCAAUAGAACCUUAUUGCCAAUGCUUGCAAUUCAAGCACAAGAUCAAAAAUUAUGGGAUCAGAAGCUGAAAGAAGUUGAACGUGACAUAAACAACACGGAAAGUAAGACUACCAGAUACACACCAUUUGAGUUAAUCCACGGAUACCGGCCUCAGUUUCAUUCAAGCGUGCUGAGAUUACUAGAUGGUGUUGGUACACAUCAGCCUUUGAAUUCAGUAGAGUUACAGGCCAAGGCAAGAGAUAACAUUUUGAAAACUCAGGUAUCAAUGAAAGAAAGAUAUGAUCAGAAAAGGAACAAAUCGAUAAGCUAUGAAGUUGGAGAAAUGGUGGCAAUGCUGCGUGCACCUACCCCAGGUCAAUCUACCAAGCUUCAGACCAAGUAUCGGGGCCCAUUGCAAGUUAUAGGGAAACUACCUGGAAACACAUAUCGAGUCGCUGAGAUGGCAAGGGAUGGUAAACACAUUUAUGCUACAACGGCUCAUGUGUCUCAGUUGAAGGCAGUUUCAAUAAUGCAAGAGGAGCAGCUUGAGGAAAAAGGAAGUGGGUCAUCAGCAGAUGAAGAUGAAGAGACUAACAAAUCAAAUGCUGAUCUACCAAGGGUGGAAGAAACUGUUAAGCUUAAACGUCAAAGAAAACCACCAAAGUAUUUAGAAGAUUAUGUUUAA